Molecule: messenger RNA, 768 nt
Organism: Parathielavia appendiculata
Lineage: Eukaryota; Fungi; Ascomycota; Sordariomycetes; Sordariales; Chaetomiaceae
Exons: 3
Coding region: 96-656 (186 amino acids)
Source: RefSeq, a predicted model, not a curated record
UGUUAAUACGACAAUUCAGGUUACCUACAGGCAGAUUAUUUAAAGACUGCAGCGAUAAAAGCUAUCAAAUCAACACGCUCACAAACUCUUUCACCAUGAGCGCCAACCCCGAGUCCGUUGCGAACCAAGGCCAAUUCCACUCAAGCGUGCCUCCGGCACACCCCCUGACGACCUCUGGCCAUCAACUCGGCCAGCAAGUCGGCAACGAAGCGGCCCCCGAGUUCCGCGCCAAGACAUUCCCGCCGGGCACGGCACCCAAGGAGCACUCGCACCAGCCCAACCCGAUCCACGAAGUCCCGGGCCAGUCCAUGAACGAGCUCGCCGACGAAUCCGGCCGCACCGAGGCGCUCGACAUGCCGGGCGCAACCAGCGGCGAGAUUCACAACUCGGGGACCUAUGGCAAGCCCAUGCAGGGUCAGACGAGCCGCGAGCAGCGCGGCGCGCACGCCGGCUCCAACAAGAAGGAGCGCAGCGGGUUGGAAGGGGUUGGGAACACGGCCACCACGUCGGAUGAGACGGUCGAGGGCCGGGCGCGGGUGCUUGGUGCGGACCUGCCGGAGGGUGUUGAACGCGGCAUCCGAGGCAAAGGCCCCGGGGCGGAGGAGACGAAUCCUGCCUCUGCCGCGGAGGUGGCGUCUGAGAAAAGACGGUCGUGAGGAGGGGGAUGAGUGGUAAGGGUGGAGCGUGUAUGAUAUUUGGCCAUUACAAUAAGAUAUACGGAUUAGUUAACAUAUUUUAUUCAGGAGCAAAGAGAAAGAAGAAUGGAAG